AUGGGCGAAUUAAGUGGAUCCGAUCCAGUACAGCGCUUCCCGCUCGAAAUCGCCACCAAGAUUGUAAUGUAUGCCGCUGCGAAAGACAUUCGUUCUCUCGAGAUUUCUUCAGUAUCAACUGAGUGCCUGCUCGAGUUAAUGGGCGUCUCUUCAUUGUGGAAGCAGUUGAUCAUGUUCACUCCAGCGCUAUGGGCAGAUAUCGUCCUGGAUCCCUAUAAGGAGGACGUAUUGGCCAAGUUGUCCGUUAAUAUUGUCCUCUCAAGAUCCCAUCCUCUUUCCAUCAUCGUUCAUUUGCAGCCCACGAAGGAUCGAGGGCUCUUACAGCAGGUAAUUGAGCAAUUGAAGCACCAUGUCGAUCGCAUACAAGCACUACACAUGAAUCAAGAGACUCUUUUACCUGUUAUCGACAAAUAUUUAGGACCUUUUCACAAUCUUGCGGUUCUACAAUUCCGCUCGACAUUUGCCGUCCAGUCGCCUGACAAUGCAACCAUCGACUUUAUUAACCGACACCAAAGUCUCAGAGUCAUUCGAGGAAUGACAAUCACUCCAACUGUCUUACAAUCAAAUUGGUUGCAAUAUCUUCCCUCGGUUGUCUCCGAGGUGCGAUUUCGUGACCUGUUGCCGCUUAUUCGCGAGUUUAAUUUGCUUCAACAUAUCCGUUUUCGUCAGUGGCCACUUGAGAAGCGUGCACCCUAUAAGCAAAAGUUGCUUCCUCGAUUGACCUGGACCCAUAUCGAGACAUGGAACCUGAACUCUGUAGAAGACAGUUUGGAACCGCGGCAAGAUUUCGAUUUGCUCAUCACAGCAGUUUCCGAUAAUCUCACAACACUGGCAAGUCGUAUAGAAAUCCGGCUCAUGCCAUUCUUCCUUCAGCACCUGGCUCGAUGUCGCCGUCUGUACCGCGUCACAUUGGAGAUUUUCCCUAUAAUUGCAAAGAUGGACGGCAUGGCAUUCAUCCUUCCUUCGUCAACCAAGGAGCUUGCAAUUACUAUGUCCAUUGGAACCAGAUGGACCCACCAAUGGGGCCCAGAGGUGACAAACAUGCUCAAACUCGCAUUUCCCUACGUUGAGUGGCUUGGGCUGAGUGGUCGCACUACUGGCAAGUUGCUCGGUCUGCUUGCCAAUGGCGCUCUCCCGCGCCUCAGGAGUGUGUCCUUGAAUGGUCCAACGCGCGUAGAUGACCCUUCAUUUACCCUAUCUCCCACAAUAAAGGCCAUAGAAAUAACUUCAGAACAGGAAUUUGUCUAUCAGUACAAAUCUGCCAAUGUCUCCCGCCUGGAAUUUAACUUUGACUACGCCUCAAGCACUCCAUCCUCAGCACCUCUAGAGCUUGUCCAUUGGCCAAACAUUGCAAUUUUACGCAUCAACGGACUCGAAGGUGCCGUUCAGUGGCAAGGGCUCCAGUUCGAGCAUCUUGAGAAGAUCGCGAUCGACCAUUCGCCGAUGGGCCUUACGCAUUACGAAGGAGCAAAACUGAUAUACUACCUUGCGGUAUAUCCGGAUAUGUUUCCUGUCCUCCAGGAGCUGACGCUUCGACCAUAUAUAGAGUGGGAUAUGUUCUUCAUUAUGCUGGAAUUGCGAAACUCGUACAGGAAGACUGCCUCUUUCUCUUGCUUAGAGUCGAUAACAUUCACAUCCCCAAUCCCAGCUGGAUUUGCGCAGCUGACUUCGAAGCUACUACGCGGAGAAGAGGUGCAUUACCCGUCCAAAUUCGAGCUCUCAUGGAUAGGGAGCAUGGAUAUCAUUCAGAAUCUUGAUACGUGA
Molecule: messenger RNA, 1764 nt
Organism: Serendipita indica DSM 11827
Lineage: Eukaryota; Fungi; Basidiomycota; Agaricomycetes; Sebacinales; Serendipitaceae
Source: the annotation of a GenBank genome assembly